Penicillium lagena is the source of this 966-nucleotide messenger RNA. RefSeq names its product aldo/keto reductase family protein. The record is from RefSeq and is a predicted model, not a curated record. The coding region runs from base 1 to 966 and encodes 321 amino acids. The transcript has 3 exons. Gene Ontology annotation, cellular component: cytoplasm. NCBI's taxonomy places the organism in Eukaryota, Fungi, Ascomycota, Eurotiomycetes, Eurotiales, Aspergillaceae.
AUGCCUUCGCUCGUUGGAAAGACAAUCGGCCCUACUGGCUAUGGCCUGAUGAGAAUGACCUGGACUCCGCAGCCGCCUUCACUCGAGAAGUGCUUUGAGUCCCUUAACACAGCGCUGGAGCUGGGCGCAAACUUUUGGAACGGCGGCGAGCUGUACGGCACACCGGAGUACAAUUCUCUUCACCUGCUGAACAAGUACUUCACCAAGUAUCCGGAAAAUGCGGACAAGGUGGUGUUGAGCAUUAAGGGUGGCCUGAAGCCCGGCCAACUCGCUCCCGAUGGAUCGGAGGAGAACAUUCGUCGCAGCGUGGAUGAGUGCCUGCGUCUGCUGGAUGGCAAGAAGAAGAUCGAUAUCUUUGAGUGUGCGCGACAAGAUCCCAACACCACCGUGGAGCAGACGGUGUCGGUCCUGGCCCAGUGCGUGAAGGAGGGCAAGAUUGGUGGCAUUGGACUGAGCGAGGUGGAUGCGGCUACCAUCCGGCGCGCCGCGAAGAUACAUCCCAUCGCCGCCGUCGAGGUGGAGCUGUCCCUGUGGUCGACCGAUAUCCUCGAGAACGACGUCGCCAAAGCCUGCGCCGAGCUCAACAUUCCCGUCAUUGCCUACUCCCCGCUGGGCCGAGGUGCCUUCGCCGGCGCCGUGAAGUCUACGAGUGACAUUCCCGAGGGCGAUUUCCGCCGUUACUUGCCCCGCUUCCAGGAGCAAGCCUUCCAGACCAACCUGAAGCUGAUCAACGAGGUUGAAAGCCUCGCGACUCGGAAGGGCGUUGCUCCCACCCAAGUGGCCUUGGGCUGGGUGCACAGCCUGAGCGGCAAGCCUGGCAUGCCCACCAUCAUCCCCAUUCCUGGUGGUACUACCAAGGACAAGGUCGUUCAGAACAUGCAAGGUGUCAAGCCACUGACCGAUGCAGAGAUGGCAGAGGUCGAUGGCAUCUUGAAGGAAAACAAGGUGGUUGGGGGGCGCUACUGA